GCAAAGCACCGCCUUCCUUCACCAGAAGAUCUCUCUCUCUCUCUCUCUCUCUCUCAUCACCACCCUCCGAUCUCAUCCUCCUCCUCCGAUUGCAUUUCCGUCUCUAAUGCCGUCGUCAUUGUUGCCGUGUUGAAGAUCGGAGACGACGAAGGGGAGGGGUAGCGAUGGACGUGGAGAAGUCGUCGCUGUGCAAUUGCGUGGUCAACUUCCUCCUCGAAGAGAACUACUGCCUCACGGCGUUCGAGCUCCUCCACGAGCUUCUCGACGACGGCCGUGACGAUCAGGCCAUCCGCCUCAAGACCUUCUUCUCCGACCACUCCCAAUUCCCGCCCGAUCAAAUCUCCAAGUUCAACACUCUCCGCGUCGCCGAUCCUUAGAGCUUGCUCCACGAGAAAGAAUCCGUCGAAGAAAAACUAGCAAUCACGGAGUACGAGCUCCGGUUGGCGCAGGAGGACAUCUCGAAACUCAAGGUGGAGGUGGAGAAGAAGGAAGCCGAUGAUUCACCUGCAACUCAAUCCGCCGAGUCGAAUGCGGGUGGAAAUAAUGGACAGCAAUGUCACCGGCAGAAGACAGAUGUGUCCUUCUCGGAUUUAGGUCCAUUGAAGGAUAAUGAGCGCCGAGACCUCAACUGUGCUGUCAAGGAGUAUUUGCUUACAGCAGGCUACCGGCUUACGGCAUUGACGUUUUUCGAAGAGGUCACAGACCAGAAUCUAGAUGUUUGGCAAAACUUACCUGCAUGUGUACCAGAUGCCCUGCGACAUUAUUAUUAUCAGUAUCUCUCAUCCACUACAGAGGCUGCUGAGGAGAAAAUUUCCAUGCUCCGGAAAAAUGAGUCGUUGUUGGAAGAAAAUGAGAAGCUCAAUUAUGAAAAGCUGUGUUUGGUUAAAAAUAAAGAUAUGGCUAAAGGACAAAUAAGUGCACUUAACAAAUCAUUGGAGUCUCUUCAGAAGGACCUUAAAGACAAAGAGAACCUUGUCCAAGAUUUGAAGCAGUCCGUAGAGCACCAAAGAAAGGAACUCAAUGAUUGUAGAGCUGAAGUCACUGCUUUGAAAAUGCGCAUUGAAGGAUCUCGUUUGGGAAGAAACAUGGUAGCCACUGAUAUUGAUCAUGUGCAAUCCCUGGCAUUGGAAAAAUACAAAGAAGAGGUGAAAUCACUGCAGAUGGAACUAGAAAUUUUACGAUCCAAUAUUGCAAAUGCUCCUGAUUAUGUAGAUGUCACCCAAGCUGGGAGAGGGUCUAUGCAGAUGGAAGAAAAGGUUGUAGUCAUGGAUGAGGAGAAAAGUAUAAUACAGCAUUCAGUUGAUGCUAUAACAAAAAUUGUGGAAAAAGCUGAUCAAUCACUAGAUGCUGUUGACAACCUAAUUAUACCUAAGGAUGUGUCAGAAGAAGAUUCAGUAAAUCCUUCUAAUGGUAGUAGUGCCUUGAUAAAUGGUGAAACUGUCUCCAAACAAAAUGUUGAACCAUCUGCAUCUGGCAUGUUGCAUCUAACAACAGAGGAUCAUAGUGCUGAAACUAUUUCAGAGAAAAGGGCUCUAGAGACCAUUCAGAUCCUUGCUGAUGCCUUACCAAAGAUUGUUCCUUAUGUUCUAAUCAACCACCGUGAGGAGCUACUUCCUCUGAUCAUGUGUGCUAUUGAGCGCCAUCCAGAGAGCAGUACUCGAGAUUCCUUGACCCACACAUUGUUUAAUCUAAUCAAACGUCCAGAUGAGCAGCAAAGAAGAAUUAUAAUGGAUGCAUGCGUCAGCCUUGCUCAGAAUGUAGGAGAGAUGAAAACAGAAACAGAAUUGCUUCCUCAAUGUUGGGAGCAAAUAAAUCAUACAUAUGAGGAACGCAGGUUGCUAGUUGCUUAAUCAUGUGGAGAGUUAGCAGAAUUUGUUCGGCCUGAGAUCCGUGAUUCUCUUAUCUUGUCUAUUGUUCAACAACUCAUAGAAGAUUCUGCAACUGUUGUCCGGGAGGCUGCUGUACAUAAUCUUGCAUUGCUGCUUCCACUCUUUCCAAAUAUGGACAAAUAUUUCAAGGUUGAGGAAUUGAUGUUCCAAUUGGUCUGUGAUCCUUCUGGAGUGGUGGUGGAAACUACACUGAAAGAAUUAGUCCCUGCAGUACUCAAAUGGGGUAACAAAUUAGACCAUGUUUUGAGAGCUCUCCUCUCUCAUAUAUUGAGCUCUGCUGAGCGCUGUCCUCCACUUUCAGGGGUUGAGGGGUCUGUGGAGUCGCAUUUUCGUGUGUUAGGAGAACGAGAACGCUGGAAUGUUGAUGUUUUAUUACGAAUGCUACUGGAAAUGCUUCCCUCUGUGCACCAGAAAGCAAUUGAGAUGUCCCCAUUGUCUUCUGAUCCUGAAACAACUGGAAAAAUAUUUUCUACACCUUUCCUUGAAUUGUAUGCUGGGGGACAUGUUCAAUUGCCUGCUUUCGAGUGGUUGCAUGUUGAUUGCUUACCCGAUUUAAUACAGCUUGCCUGCUUGCUACCUCCAAAAGAAGAUACUUUGCGAAAUCGAAUCACCAGGUUUUUGUUGGCUGUAUCUGAACACUACGGGGAUUCUUAUUUGACGCAUAUAAUGCUGCCUAUAUUCUUUGUAGCCAUUGGGGAAGAGGCUCAGUUGACAUAUUUUCCAGCAGCAAGCCAUUCCAAAAUUGAAGGUUUGAUGCCAAGGACUGCUGUGGCUAAGAGACUGGCUACUAUGUGCAUCCUACCUCUUCUCUUGGCUGGAGUUUUGGGUGACCCGAGCAAGCAUGAACAAUUAGUGGAGUACUUGAGAAAGCUAUUAGUUGAAGGUGUGGGGAAUCAGUCGUCAAAGUGCAAUACUGAGAUUGUUGAUGCUGUCCGCUUCUUAUGCACAUUUGAGAUUCAUCAUGGAAUGAUAUUUAAUAUACUCUGGGAAAUGGUUGUCAGCUCCAACAUAGAUAUGAAAAUCAAUGCGGCCAAUCUGCUGAAAGUUAUUGUUCCAUAUAUUGACGCAAAAGUUGCAUCUACUAAUAUAUUGCCUGCCCUAGUAACUCUGGGCUCCGACCAGAACCUGAGUGUGAAGUAUGCAAGCAUAGUUGCCUUUAGAGCUGUCGCCCAACAUUUUAAAAAUGAUAUGAUUGUCGAUAAGAUACGUGUUCAGAUGGAUGCUUUUCUCGAGGAUGGAUCCCAUGAAGCUACCAUUGCUGUGGUUCAUGCAUUAGUAGUUGCUGUGCCUCAUGCAACAGAUAGGCUUAAAGAUUAUCUUUUGUCCAAGAUCUUUCACCUUACAGGCACCCUACCUGCUAGUGACAUGAUGCGUCGUCGUGAGAGAGCAAAUGCAUUUUGUGAAGCGAUCCGUGCUUUAGAUGCAACAGAUAUUUCAGCAACCAGUGUACGUGACUACCUCCUACCUACCAUACAGAACUUAUUGAAAGACUCGGAUGCACUGGAUCCAGUACACAAGGAAGCCCUAGAAAUAAUAAUGAAGGAAAGAUCUGGUGGAACUUUUGAGACCAUCAGUAAGGUGAUGGGUGCUGGACUUGCCUCCUCUGUGACUAGUUUCUUUGGUGAAGAUGGGUUAUUGGGAAAGAAAGUUAAUGUUGAGCCACUUCCAGAGCCAGUUGAAUCCUCGAAGUCUGCACCACCGCCACCAGCAGAGGAUACUAGAUUACAGCGCAUUAUGAGGGGAAACUUCACUGACAUGCUCAGAGGCAAAGUAAAGGGCCAAGACGAAACUCAGAACUAGUAAAUAUCGAGUUUCUCUAGUGUUGGCUGAUGGGCCAGAAAACAUUCUGCAUCUCAUUCAGGUGGAGAUGGUUCACAAGUCCGUCAAAGUUGUGAUCUGACAGAUGCAAGAGAAUUCUGUUAAACUUCCUGUUUGUUUCCUCAUGGACAAAAACAAAAUUAAAUAGGCUUAAUAAUGGAAUACCUAACAUGCAUUAUUGUUCUGAUCGUAUAGUAUUAAAAUUUUUGGACUGGUGAACAAACCGGAUUCCAAAUUAUACUAAUAUAGUGUUUCGAAUCAUUUUGUUUGAAAGAGUGUCUUCGUCUUUGAACGGUUUGGCA
This is a messenger RNA of Argentina anserina (silverweed cinquefoil), 4009 nucleotides long. RefSeq lists its product as uncharacterized. Gene Ontology annotation, biological process: intracellular cholesterol transport. The record is from RefSeq and is a predicted model, not a curated record. Gene Ontology annotation, molecular function: protein binding. The transcript is spliced from 19 exons. Gene Ontology annotation, cellular component: recycling endosome; trans-Golgi network. NCBI's taxonomy places the organism in Eukaryota, Viridiplantae, Streptophyta, Magnoliopsida, Rosales, Rosaceae.